This is a messenger RNA of Cyprinodon variegatus (sheepshead minnow), 1428 nucleotides long. It is a transcript of the gene gatm, whose product is annotated as glycine amidinotransferase (L-arginine:glycine amidinotransferase). The coding region runs from base 87 to 1355 and encodes 422 amino acids. The transcript is spliced from 9 exons. Gene Ontology annotation, molecular function: amidinotransferase activity. The record is from RefSeq and is a predicted model, not a curated record. Gene Ontology annotation, cellular component: mitochondrion. NCBI's taxonomy places the organism in Eukaryota, Metazoa, Chordata, Actinopteri, Cyprinodontiformes, Cyprinodontidae.
UGAAGCGUCUCCCUUCAAGAAAGCAAGCAGAGAGAGACAGUUGGAUCCAGCGCUGCCUUUGGUUUCGCUCAUUAUUUCUGCGGACAAUGCUGCGAGUCAGAUGUUUGAGAGGAGGUAGCAGGGGGGCUGAAGCUGCCCAUCUGAUCGGAGCCAUGCUUGGCCGGUCAGUUGCUGGCUGGGUGCAGAGGACCUUCCAGAGCACUUCAAGUGCAGCAGCUGCACAACAGCAUGCAGCUGAAGAGGAACCUGUUACUGAGCCCAUUCAGCAGGAGUGCCCCGUCUGCAGCUACAAUGAAUGGGACCCUCUUGAGGAGGUGAUCGUUGGGCGAGCUGAAAAUGCCCAGGUGCCUCCCUUUACUGUGGAAGUGAAGGCCAACACAUAUGAGAAGUACUGGCCCUUCUAUCAGAAGCAUGGGGGCCAGUCUUUUCCUGCGGACCACUUGAAAAAAGCUGUUGCUGAGAUUGAAGAAAUGUGCAAUAUCCUGCGUCACGAAGGAGUUGUUGUGCAGAGGCCAGAACCCAUCGACUGGUCCGUCGAAUAUAAAACUCCAGAUUUCACAUCAACAGGAAUGUAUGCUGCCAUGCCGAGAGACAUCCUCAUGGUUGUGGGAAACGAAAUCAUAGAAGCUCCCAUGGCCUGGAGGGCUCGAUUCUUUGAGUACCGUGCCUACAGGCCUUUAAUUAAGGAGUACUUUAGAAAAGGUGCAAAAUGGACCACAGCUCCUAAACCCACCAUGGCUGAUGAGCUAUAUGAUCAGGACUACCCCAUCCGCACUGUGGAGGACAGACACAAGCUGGCUGCCCAGGGGAAGUUUGUGACCACAGAGCACGAGCCAUGCUUCGACGCUGCUGAUUUCAUUCGAGCUGGGAGGGAUCUUUUCGUUCAGAGGAGUCAGGUUACAAAUUACAUGGGAAUCGAGUGGAUGAGACGCCAUCUGGCCCCAGAUUACAAAGUGCACAUCAUCUCGUUUAAAGACCCUAACCCCAUGCACAUCGAUGCCACUUUUAACAUCAUCGGACCUGGUUUGGUGUUGUCAAACCCUGACCGCCCAUGUCGCCAGAUUGACAUGUUCAAGAAAGCUGGCUGGACUGUUGUGAAACCCCCAACACCUUUGAUUCCUGAUGACCACCCACUGUGGAUGUCCUCCAAAUGGCUGUCCAUGAAUGUCCUGAUGCUGGAUGAGAAGCGGGUCAUGGUUGACGCCAAUGAAGAAACUAUUCAUAAAAUGUUUGAAAACCUCGGUAUCAAGACCAUAAAGGUGAACAUUCGCCAUGCCAACUCACUUGGUGGUGGCUUCCACUGCUGGACAACCGAUGUCCGCCGCCGUGGUACCCUGGAGUCCUACUUCCACUAGCCUUGCCAGAAAUAGGCAGUUUUUAUUGAGCUUUGAAAACUAAAGCCUCAAUCUGGAAGCUUCUUAGAUAAUU